AUGUCCAGAUCAUCUAGUGCACCCUCACUGAAGUCGUUGCUAUCCCGAGCACAGAAAGCUGAACAGGAUGUUUCCGUCGCAUCGUCUCAGCAGCAGGCUUUGGACGCUGCCAUAGAUGUUGCGGAACACUAUAUGAGCGCCCUGGCCGUAACAACCUCUUCAACAGACAAAACUCUAUUGGACGCGAAAUUCAAAGAGUGGCUUACAAGAGCAGAACAGAUCAAAGGGGCUGAAGACUGGCGUGCCGCUGCACGCACUCGACGCUCUGGACUUUGGACUCCAGCGUCAACGCGCAAACUCACAAAUCGCGAAGAGAUACUCCUUCUAGAGGCUUCGAAACUGAAUGGUUUCAAAUUUCCGCCAUGGGCAAAGGAACCGAGUAACGAAGAAUUCAAUAUCGGUACUGACGGAGAUGAGUUAUUUACGGAUAAGCCAGACCUCCACUUGUCCAGCUUGCAGAGAGGUAUAUUUGCUGGCUGGAAACGACCGCAUGAGCUGCUCUCCGGGCAGCUGGAUGACGAGGGAACACGACUCACUCCCGUGAUGUCCGUCUCCGGGAAUACAGACCUAGUGCAGGACGUAUUGACGGAUUGCUCCGUUGUCGCUAGCCUUUGCGCGACAACUUCGAGGUCGGAGCGGGGCCUUGGUGAUUACCUUCUUCCGAUUGUAUAUCCCUGCCAGUACGAAUCAAUGAAGCCUGGCAUUUCCCCGUCCGGCAAGUACAUAUUCCGCUUCUACUUCAAUGGGUGCUUCCGCAAGGUGAUCGUUGAUGAUCGCCUUCCAUCAUCAAAAACCUCACGAUCCUUGUACAUGAUCGAUCGAAAUCAUGAUAACUUUCUAUGGCCCGCUCUUGUAGAGAAGGCAUACUUGAAACUCCGCGGAGGUUAUGAAUUUCCUGGAAGUAAUUCUGGGACGGACUUGUGGGUGCUGACGGGCUGGAUACCCGAGCAAGUCUUUCUCCAUAAUGAUGAUGUGACUGCUGACCAGAUUUGGUCGAGGCUGGUCAAGUCGUUCCACAGUGGAGACGUCCUAUUAACUAUUGGGACUGGGAAGCUUACGGAGAAGGGACAGAAGGAGCUGGGUCUUGUUAGUGAGCACGACUAUGCUAUAUUGGACAUGAAGGAGUUCAGAGGACGCCGUCAAAUCCUCAUCAAAAACCCUUGGGCUGGGACUGAUACUGUGUACCCAGCGCUUUUCGCCGACCCUGAGCCAUUUCCCAAUUCCCCUUUGCUCUCCCCUGGCACUUUUUGGAUGGACUGCGGAAAGGUCCUCCAAAACUUCGAGAAUCUCUAUCUGAACUGGAAUCCCGGGCGGUUCACCUAUCAGGAGGACGUCCAUUUCACAUGGGAUCUAUCAACUGGUAAGGGAAUGGCAGGGUGCUUUGUGAAGAAUCCACAGUUUUCCGUCUCUGCUGAGCGCGGCGGAGAAGUUUGGCUGUUGCUGGGAAGACAUUUCAGGACGGUCGAAUCCCGCACCUCAGAGGAGGACCAUGGAUUCGGAUUUAUCAGCAUAUAUGUGUUCAAAGGAGGGAAGAGAGUAUCACUGAGUGACGGCGCGCUUCACCGAGGGCCUUAUGUUGACUCUCCAAACACUCUCAUGAGACUGAAUAUACCCCCCAAAACGCCUUACACCGUUGUUGUGUCCGAGGAGUCCUUACCUGCCAUCAGUCAGAACUUUACACUUUCUGCAUUUUCUAAAUCGCCUAUGAAGAUUUCACCUGCACCAAACAACUAUAAAUGUGUAACCAAAAUCCAAGGUUCCUGGACACCGACUACAGCUGGGGGCAAUGCAGAAUCGGCACGUUACUCGCUAAAUCCGCAAUUUAAUAUAUCGCUCAUUGACCCAACCGAUAUCUCAAUUGUCCUCGAGCCAUCGGACCCUGAGCUCGCCACACAUGUCAAGCUGUUCUGGUCGGAUGGGAAACGCAUAGCCAGGGUCCGUAAACGCGACAUCGUCGCAGAUAGCGGCGAUUAUCGCCGCGGAGGCUCUCUAGCUGAAAAAAAGGACAUGGACGUGGGAAAGUAUACCAUUGUUGUUUCCACAUUUGCUCCUGACCAACUUGGACCUUUCACUCUCUGGGUUUCGACCAACAUCCCUUGUGAGGUGAUGCAGCUCCCUUCAGAAGCGGCUGGGCGGCGGACAGUAUUGUCCGAUAUUGGAAUCUUACUCCCUGGCCAGGACAGGAUGCUCGCACAUUUGCAAACCUCUCGAUUGACGCGAGUCAAGCUUAUUGCGAGGAGCCGAGAGUCCAGGAUUGGUAAUCGACCUGUUGGCCCCUCGCCCGUUUUGAUGAGCGUGGAGCUCGGCCAGGGGCCGUACAAAGAGAUUCUGGCCACAUCAGAAGAUGGGGAGCAUAGCGACUCAAUAUCCGGGGUACGCGUGGGAGAUUUUGAUCUUCAGCCUGGCAUGGAAGGAAGGGGCGGAGUGUGGAUUGUGCUCGAAAGGAUUGGAGGGCCUGGCGGCCAAGUGGAAGAUCACUUUGAGGUGGAAGCCCUGGGCGAAGAGAAAGUGGAAAUCGGGGAAUGGAUAGUUGAAGAUGCAUGA
Aspergillus mulundensis is the source of this 2544-nucleotide messenger RNA. Its product is annotated as calpain-like protease PalBory. Bases 1 to 2544 code for a protein of 847 amino acids. Lineage: Eukaryota; Fungi; Ascomycota; Eurotiomycetes; Eurotiales; Aspergillaceae. The record is from RefSeq and is a predicted model, not a curated record. Gene Ontology annotation, biological process: proteolysis. Gene Ontology annotation, molecular function: calcium-dependent cysteine-type endopeptidase activity. The transcript is spliced from 4 exons.